UGGUCGCCCGGAGGAGGCAUUCCUGUCACGUCCCGGGAGUCUCCCCCGGCAGCCCUGUAGUCCGACAGCCCUUGCCUGCCCUCAGCUCUCCUUAAGAUGGUGGGGGCCCUCUUCGCCUCGCCAGAGGCGCCCCCCACUGAGGGCCCUGGUGUUGAGGAGGGCCUGGCCGCCCCGGCAGGACCCCCCGGUGAGGGUAUGCCCCGGCAGCGUCGAGACCCACCGACAGCCCCCCUCACGGGCUGCGAAGCCGGCGAUCCUUCAGCUGCCAGGGCCCCCUUGGUCAAUGGCAGUAGGUGUCCCCCUGCCAUCGGGGAGAAAUGACCCCAGCUGGCUGGUUUCUUCAGUGCAGGCUGUGUUGGCCACCGGGUCGGGGAUCAUCAUCAUCCGCUCCUGUAGCGACGUGAUAACCGACAGGCACUGGCUUGCCCGAGAAUAUGCCUGGUUUUUGGUUCCAUACAUGAUCUAUGACACCUACGCCAUGUACCUCUGUGAAUGGUACCGAACCAGAGACCAGAACCGCAGACACUCUCUCACCACUUUUCAAAACUUCCUAAGUAAAAACCGCCUCAUGAUCACGCACCAUGCAGUCAUUCUGUUUGUCCUUGUCCCCGUUGCACAGAAGCUUAGGGGAGACCUUGGGGACUUCUUUGUUGGCUGCAUCUUCACGGCAGAACUGAGCACUCCGUUUGUGUCGCUGGGCCGAGUUCUGAUUCAGCUAAAGCAGCAGCACACCCUUCUUUACAAGGUAAACGGGAUCCUCACACUGACGACCUUCCUCUCCUGUCGGAUCCUUCUCUUCCCCUUCAUGUACUGGUCCUAUGGCCGACAGCAGGGACUCAGCCUGCUCCAAACGCCCUUCCAUAUCCCUUUCUACUGCAACGUGGCCAAUGCCUUCCUCAUCGCUCCCCAGAUCUACUGGUUCUCUCUGCUGUGCAAGAAGGCAGCCCGGCUCUUUGACACUCCCCUAGCCAAAAAGGAUGGUUAAUUGCUCCCAGGAGUCAGGCAGGAGGGUGCUUCCUCAUGCUAGCUGCCUCCUCCACUCAGUAUUCCGUGGACCAAAUUGUGCCCUGGGUGGCCUCAGCCUUUUGGGUAUUGAUAAGCAGAUGGGUUUGAGUUUUUCUAAAGAUUAUUCAUAUUACCUCCCUCUUCUAACCUGCCCCUUUUGCAAAAGCACUUUUUUUUUUGGUAACAACGAUCAGGUCCUGUCAGACCUCCAUUGGCAGCAAGGUGGUUUUAAUGCAAGCCCAAGGAUCCUUCCUUGGGUCUUAUCUCAAGGGCUCUGGGAGGUAGAAGCAUGGGGUGUGGAGAUAGGUGGACCAGGGCGAGAAGUACUUGGGCACCCGCCUGGCCCUAAUAUCGGCGGCUACCCAUCUUUCCAACCACUCAGGGCAGUAUCCACAUAUACUGGGCCAGCAGAAGCAAAUGAUGACUUGGUUCUUGCAAUAAUUUCUUGUGAUGUUGGCCUGGGAAAAUUGUUGUGGGUAGGUAGUUUCUUAUUGUUUACUAGAUAACCCAUUGGUCCUUUGCCUCAUCCUUUCAUCCGUGUGCCAACAUUGAAUUCUCAUGUCUAAUGACUUCCGAUCAGAAGUCUCACUGGCAGGGGUGGGUAGGAGGCAGGGAUGGGAACCUGAAGCACUUGAGUAGGUAGGAAGGCCAACAGGUCAGCACCUUUGCAGGCUGACUUGGUGAAGACCCGUGUCAAACUUGUGAGCUUGUUGUAAACACAAAUACCACCCCCUUUUUAACAUGUCCCCUCAAGCCCAGGUUUCCCCAUAUCCACACGCACAGGAUGCUCUUAUUAAAAACUAUAGGGGUUAAGUGAAAUGAUGGCUACUGAGCUAUUUACUGGGUAACCCCACUCUUUGACACUGUCCUGAAGUAGAAAUGGACUUCUGUAUUCCAAACCACGAGAUGGCUUGUCUAGACUGCCUCCUGAUAAGCCAGAGCUUAUGGUACAAAGCCUCUUCCUAUGUGAGUGUACCGCCCUCUAGCCAGAGGCUGGAGAGCAAUAGUCCAAGACAGCCCUGGCCAAAAUGCAUCCUGUGGACUGACUCCUUCACCCGCCAUUUGCAAAUAGGAUCCUCUGGUGCCAACACUAAUCAUUCCUUAUCAACUAGGAUGGGUUUUAGAAACUGUGCUACCAUGAAGCUUUUUUUCAAGUGGCAGUGAAAGACUAGAUUUUUUUAAAGUGUCUUUUAAUUCAUUGUCGUCCAUGAACUUUUAAAGUACCGAAUAUGUAACAGUGUCUCAAAUUUUGACUAUUUCAGUCUUUAAUGGGUGCCAUUUAAAAAACCUAAAGUGCUGUAAUGUUUUUUACUGUUUUGUUUACUAUCAGUAUAUCUUUAUAAAUCAUCCCUGUGGUGAUUAAACUGCACUAAUAUUUCCCAACUUAUCCUCCUUUGUGAAAUACAUCAACAGCAACUUCCUGUGAGA
Messenger RNA from Ceratotherium simum simum (southern white rhinoceros), 2433 nucleotides. NCBI's taxonomy places the organism in Eukaryota, Metazoa, Chordata, Mammalia, Perissodactyla, Rhinocerotidae. The record is from RefSeq and is a predicted model, not a curated record.